AUGGAGAAUUUUGAAGAGCAUAUUCGCCAUAUUUUGCUUUAUUACUUCAAAAAAGGGAAGAAAGCAACUGAAGCAAGGGAAGAGUUGCGUCAAGUUUACGGCAGAAAUGUCAUCGAAAAACGUCAGUGCCAGAACUGGUUCGCCCGAUUCCGUGGUGGUGAUUUUUCAGUUAAAGACGCUCAUCGCUCCGGUAGGCCUUCCGAGAUUGAUGACGAUAAAAUUAAGGCAUUGGUGCAAGCAAAUAAGCAUUCAACGGUUCGGGAGCUUGCUACCGCUUUAAAAGUGUCCAUUGGAAGUGUUCAUGGCCAUUUGAAAUCGCUUGGUUUCGUGAAGAAGCUCAAUGUUUGGGUACCGCAUCAGUUGAAAGAAAUUCAUCUGACGAAGCGUAUGAACGUCUGCGAUCAACUCACCAAACACGAAGAAAACGAUCCGUUCUUGAAGCGUAUGAUCACGGGCGACGAAAAAUGGAUUGUCUACAACAAUGUGAGCCGAAAAAGGAGUUAG
Messenger RNA from Camponotus floridanus (Florida carpenter ant), 504 nucleotides. Its product is annotated as histone-lysine N-methyltransferase SETMAR-like. Lineage: Eukaryota; Metazoa; Arthropoda; Insecta; Hymenoptera; Formicidae. Gene Ontology annotation, molecular function: nucleic acid binding. The record is from RefSeq and is a predicted model, not a curated record. The transcript has a single exon. The coding region runs from base 1 to 504 and encodes 167 amino acids.